This is a messenger RNA of Mauremys mutica (yellowpond turtle), 2731 nucleotides long. It is a transcript of the gene SMAD6, whose product is annotated as SMAD family member 6. The record is from RefSeq and is a predicted model, not a curated record. NCBI's taxonomy places the organism in Eukaryota, Metazoa, Chordata, Testudines, Geoemydidae. Gene Ontology annotation, molecular function: I-SMAD binding; transcription regulator inhibitor activity. The transcript has 4 exons. Gene Ontology annotation, cellular component: heteromeric SMAD protein complex. Gene Ontology annotation, biological process: BMP signaling pathway; anatomical structure morphogenesis; transforming growth factor beta receptor signaling pathway. The coding region runs from base 892 to 2373 and encodes 493 amino acids.
UCUAGACUGGCACAUGAUGGGAGGCAGCCAAUGACUCCAGUUCUCUCCUAGGGGGCCCUGUGUGUGUUUUAGAAGAACAAAAAAGAGAGAGCGAGGGAGAGCGAGAGGGAGAAGGGGGGAAGAAAGAAAGGCUCAGUGCUGUUUAAACAGACCCCAUCGCAACACAGCCAGCAGAAGUCACUUUCUGGGGUGGGGGCUGCUCCAGGACCAUAUUCCAGGCGUUCCAACGUGCAGGAUAGUGGAUUGGAUUUUGUGUGUGUUUUGUUUUCCUUUAAUUAAGGAUUUCCAGCCGCUCUCUCCGGGAUAUUUACAAUUUCCAUUCAUGUGUUGAAACGUGCGUGGGUUUGGUUUUGUUUUUUUAAAGGGAAAUAACUCCAAGUCUAGGACCUGGUGCAAGUUUACUGAUCCAGAGCAGCCGUUUCGGAUUUGCCACCUCUCCCCUUUUACUGGUUUAAUGGCAAAGAAACACAGUUGAUGGGGCUAGUUUUCAAGGAAGGAUUUUUGUUUGAGAAGCAGCAGGCGCCUCUGCCUGUGACCCUCCGGCUGCUUUAUCUUUGGCUGUAAAUUGCUAGUCGAUGUAGGGCAUCUCCUGCGCGUUUCCCGGGCCAGCCGCUGCAAGGGAGCGUUGGCAGGCGACCCCCCCAGUGUGCGUCGAUGUAGCCCCCCGCGGCGCCUUCUCGGCCCUUUCUUCCUCCCCUCCCCGCAGUCUCCCCCAUGUUGCAGCCCUGUUGCAAUCUAUCGGCGAUUCGCUGUGCAAGGCUUUUGCACGGCGCUGCGAGGGGCCGCCGCUCCAUGCGUGGUGGCGGUCGCGGGGCUUGCGCCGGGGAAGGAGCGGGCAUCAAAUAAAAAGCCAACCCCCCACCCCCACGAUUACCAGCUCCGAGCUGUCGUAUGUUCAGGUCCAAACGCUCAGGUCUUGUGCGGCGACUUUGGAGAAGCCGCGUCAUCCCGGACAGGGAAGGGGCAGAUGGGAGCGCCAGGCAGAGCCAUGAGCACGGUGCGGGCACCAGCCGCAGCAAAACCCCGGAGAAAAACCCCUCCUCGGAAAUCCGCCCGGUAACCCGCACCCUGGCGAGGGAGCCCGCGGAGCUGCGCGCCUGGGAGCCGGGCCGGGGGAGCCCCACGGCGGAGCGGGACGGGCCCCGGGGCGGCCCCCCCGGGCAGCGGCGGCAGCAGCAGGAGGACGGGGAAGAGGCGAGCCCGUGGCGGGCGCAGGAGAGCGAAUGCGAAACAGUGACUUGCUGCCUCUUCCAGGAGCGGGAGCCCGGCAGCCCCAGGCCCGCGGGCGCCUCCUCCCGGGACAGGGCGCGGCGGGCUGGCGGCUUCCCGCCGCGAGCCCCCCCGGAGCCCCGCAGCCGCGAGGCGCGGUCCCGGCUGCUGCUGCUGGAGCAGGAGCUCAAGCCCGUCACCUACGCGCUGCUGAAGCGGCUGAAGGAGCGGGCGCUGGACAGCCUGGUGGAGGCGGUGGAGUCCCGAGGGGGGCUGCCCAGCGGCUGCGUCCUGGUCUCCCGCGCCGAGCUGCGCCUGGGGGGCCAGGCGGCGCCCCCGCAGCUGCUCCUGGGCAGGCUGUUCCGCUGGCCGGACCUGCAGCACCCGGCGGAGCUGAAGCCGCUGUGCGAGUGCCGGAGCUUCGGGCUGGCCGACAGCCCCACGGUCUGCUGCAACCCCUACCACUUCAGCAGGCUCUGCGGGCCAGAAUCUCCCCCGCCUCCUUAUUCUCGGCUGUCUCCUCAUGACGAGCAAAAGCCACUGGAUCUGUCAGAUUCCACGUUGUCUUACACUGAAACAGAGGCUACUAACUCACCAAACACCACCCCUGGAGAAUUCUCAGAUGCCAGUAUGUCGCCUGAUGCCAUUAAGCAGAGCCACUGGUGCAACGUUGCUUACUGGGAACAUCGGACUCGUGUGGGACGCCUCUACACAGUGUAUGAACAGUCUGUCAGUAUAUUUUAUGACCUACCUCAAGGAAAUGGCUUCUGCCUCGGACAGCUAAACCUGGAAAAUAGGAGUGAGACUGUUAGAAGGACUCGAAGUAAAAUCGGCUAUGGGAUUUUACUUAGCAAAGAACCGGAUGGUGUGUGGGCCUACAAUCGCAGUGAGCAUCCUAUCUUUGUCAACUCCCCAACACUGGACAUUCCCAAUUGUAGGACUUUAAUAGUACGCAAAGUAAUGCCUGGCUAUUCGAUAAAGGUAUUUGAUUACGAGAAGUCUUGCCUCUUACAGCACGCCACGGAUCUGGAUUAUGCAGAUGGGCCCUACGACCCAAACAGCGUUCGGAUAAGCUUUGCUAAAGGAUGGGGGCCAUGUUACUCGAGACAGUUCAUCACGUCAUGUCCUUGUUGGUUGGAGAUAUUACUCAGCAACAAUAGAUAACAAUCAGCCUCUGCCGAAAGGAAAAAAAAAGAGAGAGAGCGAGAAACACAGACUAUCCCAAAUAUCAUCUACCUAGAUUUAAUAUAAAGUUUUAUAUAUUAUAUGAAAAUAUAUAUUAUACUUGUAAUUAUGGAGUCAUUUUUACAAUGUAAUUAUUUAUGUAUGGUGCAAUGUGUAUAUGGACAAAAAAAGGAAAAUGCACUUUGGCUUAUAUAAUUCUUACAAUACAGAUUUAAAAAAAUUAUACAGCAAAAAUAGGAGAAAGCCCUAAUUUUGAUGUAUGGUUUUGUGAAAUAUUAUUAAUACCAGACAAAAGCUAAUACCAGUCACUCAUUGAUAAUAAAGUAUUCGCAUUAUA